Linum trigynum is the source of this 3472-nucleotide messenger RNA. Lineage: Eukaryota; Viridiplantae; Streptophyta; Magnoliopsida; Malpighiales; Linaceae. The record is from the annotation of a GenBank genome assembly.
CUGCACAAACACACAAAUUCUUAGUAACACUCCACUCGGGUGAUAGACUAGUCGAACUAGAGGGGCCUGUAGCUAAGGAGAUGCUAUCAUCAUCAAUGGUGGCACCCUCCUUCUCCUCUAUGUAGCUAGUCAAAUUUGAUUGUAUUAGCUUGUGAUCUUGUUUAUUGUUAUGUGAAUGAAAGCUAUAAUUUCAUCUCAUGCUUGUGCUUAUCUAUGGGAUUUUUUUAUGCUUAUUACUAUGUAUGGAUGCUUUUGUGGGAAAAAAUCCCAAAGUACACAUGUUCUUAAAAAAAAUUCCCAAAAUACAUAAGUUAUAAAAUUUUUUCCCAAAAUACACAUGUUUGCCAUUCACCGUUCUUGACAAACGCAGUGAAUAUAAUCAGUGUGUUUGACAAAAGUGGUGAAUAAUUCACCGUUUAAAAAAAACGGUGACGUAUUCACUGUCUUCAUCUAAAACGGUGAAGUACCAGCGAGGCAAUCACCGUUUUAGAGGGAAAUGGUGAAUCAAUCACCGUUUUAAUUAAAAGCGAUGACAUUUAAACCGCUGUGAUUGGCCACGAUGAAGCGAAGUGGAUCGCUGACGUGGACAAACGGGGUGUAUUCACCGCGUUAAACAAACACGGUGAAUACCCCGUGUUUGUUUGCGUCAGCGAUCCGCGUCGCUGCCGCGUUCACCGUCGCCGUCGGAUGCGGUGAGGCGCGGAUCAUGGUUUUCUUCCCAGAUCCAACGCCUCACGCUAAGCCACGUCACUCAAUCCGCGCCCAUUCACCGUCUUCGAGAAACGCGGUCACUUCACCGUUUCUGACUGACGCGGUGAAUGCUCCCCAGUUUCACUCGGCAGAUCCCUUCCCCCAACUAUAAAUAGACCCUUCCCCCACCACUUACAACUCACACCACAACCAUUUCACUUCUUUCUCCCUCAAUUUAUCCGCUCUAGUCUCGUUCUAAGUAUGCUCUGUGGUUGCAGAUAAAUCUGAUCUUCCACAUCAGAAAGAAUUACUAGAGUUUGAACCUAAAGCACCCGUCCCGCUAAGGUCCCGUCCCUCACAAACCUGAACCCGUUGAACCUCUGUCCGGCUUCUACCAAAAAAUGGACGAAGAGGCUCUUCGUGUAGGUUUUUUUGUUGUUCUUAUUUUUAAUCGUAACAAUUUGAUUUUGUGAUUUUUUAUCAAAACAAUCUCUGAUUUGAUUACUUUUUUUAUAGAUGUGUGUCGAGAUAUACGAUCCUCGAUUGUAUAUCCAUUAUAAGCCAAGAGAUAUGAGACUCUUAACCGAUCAAGAAGCUCAUCGCUCCCGUGCUAUUUGGGAUAACAAUCCGGUAAUUUUAUGAUUUAUUUGCUUUAUUUUAUUAUUUUCUAAGGUUUUAUUUUGCUUUAUUUAAACUAACAAAUUGAUGUUUUUCCUAUUUUUUUGAAGGAAUCACUUAUUCCCGUCGUUCAUAAAGGGACCACAAACUUGCCCCCUUGGCAUCCACGGUUGGCGCUCUAUAUAGAGAGGACUAGGUUGGGUAUGUUGCGCCAUUUCAUGCGGAUCGAAAUCAACAACGAUCUGCUUACGGCAAUGGCGGAGCGAUGGCGUCCCGAAGCCCAUACGUUCCACCUUCCGGAGGGGGGAAAUGAAGAUCACCCUCAAAGACGUGGCGAUCCUCACCGGGCUGCCGAUUACUGGAGAUGCCAUCAUUGGGCCCACUACCAAACCCGAAGGAGGUUGGGGGCCGCUCAUUCUUGCUGAGUUGGGAUUCGACAUGCCGACCACCACUCCAAUUCAAGGACGGGGCCAUCCACCGUUGAAUGCGGGACAAGUGUCGGUCCCGUGGCUGGUAGCUAACAUCCAGAAUGAGGUGCAAAUCAAUGACGAGACUCCGGAAGAUCAAGUGGAGCGUUAUGCACGCAUCUACCUCAUUGGUCUGGUGGGUGGAUUUCUGUUCCCCGACAAGUCAAAUCGGUGGAUUCAAGGCAUAUGGUUGCCAUUACUCACUGGUGACUGGGACGUAAUUGGGGAAAGGAGCUGGGGAUCGGCCGUGUUAGCUGACAUAUACCGGGAGCUGUGCACUUGCUCGAAAGUGGGAGCAAAACAAGCUGGUGCUGCGAUGUUCAUCCUACAGCUGUGGGUAUGGGAGCAUCUUCCAAUGUUCGCACCUCAAGACCCACGUCCAUACCGGAGAGCCGAUGAUGAGCUAAACUUUCUGCAAAUCCCCCUUACGGUGUCAAGUAAGUUUAUUCCGUACUUAGCUUAAUUUAAAAUUAUUACAUGAUUAGCUAGAUUUCAAUUGAAUUUAUUCAGUACUUAGCUUAAUUUAAAAUUAUUCCAUGAUUAGCUAGAUUUCAAUUGAAUUUAUUCCGUACUUAGCCUAAUUUAAAAUUAUACCAUGCUUAGCUAGAUUUUAAUUGAAUUUAAUCCGUACUUAGCCUAAUGGUGGCUAAUUUAUACCAUGCUUAGCUAGAUUUAAAUUGAAUUUAAUCCGUACUUAGUCUAAUUUCAAUUUAUUCCAUGCUUUUACUUACAAGGUGGAUAGGAGCAAAUACGAAUGACCAUCAACCUGAGCAUUCGUUAUUGUUUUAUCGUUCUGAGUUAGAUAAGCCUUGGUGGAAUCAGGUAAUCAUGCUUUAUCAUAUUUUAACAAUUUUCAUUUUUUCAAGGUAAAUGGUCACUAAUUGCAUUAUUUGAAUGAAUAUAGGUUACUUGGGAUCCAUAUCCACGUGAAGUGGUCGAACUGCAUCAUCUUAGAAACCCUCUGGAUCACAAGACGUGGUUGUGCAAGGUGCCAUUGAUCUGUUGGCACAUCGUGGAGUGGCACCUACCCGAUCGAUCCUUGAGGCAAUAUCGAAUGGAGCAACCAAUUCCACAAACCCCGCCUCAGGGUUUCAGAGAGCUACAUGCCAUCGACCUCCGACACGCCUCAAAGAAUUGGAUCCUAAAGCAUCAAAACUACAUCAGCAUAUGGGAGAAUAGAAGGACAUGGGUGGUCCAAGGGAUGCCGGAGGCGAGACCGUUGGGCUACCACGAUGGGUACAUGCAGUGGUAUCGGAAGUUCACCAAUCGAUGGGUGUCAAAGCAAGGUGCUGUGAUGGGUUCGUUGGUAAGUCAUCCUAAUCUCUCGCGUGACUCUAAUUAUUUUGUUUUGAGGUUUAAUUAAUUUUGUUUUAUUAUGUGGAUUUCUUAGGUUGAUGGUUUGGAACACACCAAACACACCCUCGAUAGUGCUCCAAGCAUGGAUGAGCCGAAAACUUCUUGGCUACGAAAACUUCUUGGCCCCGUUGUCCAUAUGGAACGUCCACAUGGCCAAUUCUUGACCUUCAGCCCAUACUGCUCCAGCUCGGUGAGUCUGACGGAUCGCCUUCAUCUUCUGCUCGUACUUUUUUGGCUGAUGUGCAACCGCUGCAAGGUGAACAAUAUAGAAAUGGUCAAUACAUGAUAAACAACAAAUUAUUAAACACAUAGAUAACUCGCAUUAAAGUACAUUAGUACCU